AUGGAAGCUAUCAAAGUAACUUAUAACAAUACCACACAUCAAGUUACGCUUUCUAGCAAAACAAAUUGGGAUUCCCUUAAGUCUCAAUUAUGUGAUCUAUUCAAAAUCCCGUACGAAAAUUCUAUUUCGUUGUCUUACACAGAUCAUAAUGGUGAUACUAAAGCUUUUUCCAGUGACUCCGAAUUCGGGAAAAUUCCAUCUGAUCAAAUAUCAAAUAUGGAGUUUAUAUUAUCAGAUGAAGAUUUAGUCAGUAGUUGGGUCCUUGAAGGUUAUUCAGAAAAUAAAGAAACAAUUGGUGAUAGUUUAGACAAUAAGAAUACACAACUCGAAGGUAUAUCUGGACAAGCUUCUACCAAACAACCAAUUGUUACUUUAUUUAAUAAUUUUGAGAAUACAUCCAGCACAAGUAAAAUUGAUAGUGAUGAAAUCAUUCAAGAGUUUUUCAAUGUAUGGUUACAAUCUUCUUGCGGGUAUAAUACUCGCUUGGGCUCAUUCAAACGCCAUUUGUAUUUAAUCUUUGGAGAUCGUAGAACAUACGCAUACAUAUACAUUUCUCCGCAAUAUAAUCAAGCCACUGUAGGUGCACAAUAUUGCGAUUACAUUGUCAGACCACGAAAAUAUCUGGCAAUGAAUGUUUUUAAUGAAAUCAAAAAUACGAUGAAGAAAUUAUUCAAUAGCACAAAAGGAAUGAAAGGAAUGAAAAGACUGAUCAUUUUGAUGUUGUCCUUCCUUACACUUGUUAAAUUAAUAUCUAUUACACUCUAUAUUACAAAAAUCGGAUUAACAUGGGUUGGAUUUUUUACAGUUAUUGGAUAUAUUAAAAACAAUUAUUCAGAUGUAACUGAUCAAGAAGAAUCUACUAAAGAACAAAAAGAUGAGAAUAUAGGAAUUUCACCUAAGAAUGCGAUAGAGUUUGGAAAACGAUGUUAUGGUGACAUGAAGCAAGUUAUUGAAGAACUAUUAGAAUAA
Messenger RNA from Cetraspora pellucida, 969 nucleotides. Lineage: Eukaryota; Fungi; Glomeromycota; Glomeromycetes; Diversisporales; Gigasporaceae. The record is from the annotation of a GenBank genome assembly.